Molecule: messenger RNA, 560 nt
Organism: Spodoptera frugiperda (fall armyworm)
Lineage: Eukaryota; Metazoa; Arthropoda; Insecta; Lepidoptera; Noctuidae
Product: larval cuticle protein F1-like
Exons: 4
Coding region: 28-480 (150 amino acids)
Source: RefSeq, a predicted model, not a curated record
UUCUUAGCUCAGUAGCUACAGACUACCAUGCGGGCUCUUAUCGUAUUCGCGAUCCUGUCGGUGGCGGCUGCUAAACCGAAGCCAGGCGGUAUCAUUGACGACUGGCACGCACCUGCAAUUCCGUCAUAUAGCUACGUGCAACAACCCACGGUAGCGGUCGCGCAACCAGUAGCAGUCGCGCAACCAGUAGUCCAUGCAGCCCCAGUAGCCAUCGCCAAGCCAGCUGCUACCAGCUACGCGUCGUUCCAACAAAUCGUGCACCCAGUGCACGUCGCCCAGCCAGUGGUGCAUGCAGCCCCAGUGAUCUCGCAGCCCGUAGUCCACGCGGCCCCAGUGGUGCAGACAGUGGCCCAGCACGUGGUGGCCCAACCCGUGGUCCAAACCAUUGCCCAGCCCGUGGUCCAGAAAUACGUGUCUGUUGGAUCUUACGGCGGAUCCUACGGCGGAUCUUACGGAGGCGGCUAUGGACACGGGUGGUAAGGUCUAAAAGACCCCUUAAAGAGUGUAAAUAUUUUUCUAUAAGCGUUAAGAUCCUGUCCGUAUUGUUGAUGUGGUGCAAA